Erigeron canadensis is the source of this 2102-nucleotide messenger RNA. RefSeq names its product apyrase 2-like. Lineage: Eukaryota; Viridiplantae; Streptophyta; Magnoliopsida; Asterales; Asteraceae. Gene Ontology annotation, biological process: nucleoside diphosphate catabolic process. The record is from RefSeq and is a predicted model, not a curated record. Gene Ontology annotation, molecular function: nucleoside diphosphate phosphatase activity. The transcript is spliced from 9 exons. Bases 402 to 1829 code for a protein of 475 amino acids. Gene Ontology annotation, cellular component: membrane.
GACUUAAAAUACUCGUAGACAAUAAGCCACCAAAAAACUUACUACUACAAAAAUUAAAAUCCCCAUCCCCACCCACCGGAAAAAUAAAAAAUUAUAUUGUACGGCAUUGCUAUUCUCCGAUCAAUGCUCAAUUUCACAUUCCCCUAAUUCUAGUCCUCCCACCAAAUCGGUCGAUCCGAUCGAUUUGAUCCAAAACUCAACGCAAUAUCUGUAUCUGUAUAUCUACAGAUUGAUCAGCACUGGAGUCUGUACAGGAAAACCCUCACCAGUCCUCUUCCGUGAAGCCACCGUCAACCACCGCUGCCGGAAACGGUCAGAUCCGGUACCGUUCUCCUUCUGCCGCAGAGCUUCUAGAAGGCCAAGUCUUCUCCACUUCUUCAUCACCGGAUCAAAUCGACAAAAUGUCUAAACGUAAAUCACUAUAUAGCAACAACGAGUCGGUUUCCGAUAAGAUACAUCGAUACAGAGGGGCGAUUUUAGUCAUUUCAAUUCCUUUACUGUUGAUAUCCUUUGUUUUGUUUUUGUUGCCGUCUUCUUCUCAGUCUCCCAACGACGCCGUUUUGAAUAGGAAGUUUUCGCCUAAUUAUGUGUUGCAGAGUGAUUCGACUUCGAAUAGGUAUGCGGUUAUUUUCGAUGCCGGUAGUUCCGGAAGCCGAGUUCAUGUGUUUUGUUUCGAUAAGAAUUUGGAUCUCGUUCACAUUGGUUCUGAUCUUGAGCUCUUUGAACAGUUGAAACCAGGUUUGAGUGCACAUGCAACUGACCCUAAAGAAGCAGCAGAUUCUCUUCUGCCUCUUUUAGUGAAAGCAGAAAAGGUUGUUCCGAAAGAUAUGCGCCAAAGUACACCAGUUAAAGUCGGGGCAACUGCAGGUUUGAGACAGUUGGGAGUUGAUGCAUCUGAAAGAAUUUUGCAAGCUGUGAAAGAUUUUCUUAAAGUUAAGAGUAGCCUUAAGUCGGAUGAUGAUUGGGUGACUGUUUUGGAUGGAACUCAGGAAGGUGCUUAUCAAUGGGUGACCAUAAAUUAUCUUUUAAAAAGAUUGGGCAAGAAGUAUUCAGACACUGUUGGAGUAGUUGAUCUAGGCGGUGGAUCUGUACAAAUGGCUUAUGCUAUUUCAGCAGCAGAUGCUGCAAAGGCUCCAAGGAUAACAAGCGGAGAAGAUACAUAUGUGAAGGAAAUGCUUCUCAUGGGAACCAAAUAUUAUCUUUAUGUUCACAGUUACUUGAAAUAUGGUUUAUUAGCAGCUCGAGCUGAGAUUCUGGGAGUCGCAAAAGAUUCUGACAAUCCCUGUAUUUUGGCUGGCUAUAAUGGGGUUUAUUCAUAUGGGGGAAUUGAUUACAAAGCGUCAGCUCCUUCUUCUGGUUCAAGCAUGAAAAAGUGCAGGGAAGAAGCCUUGAAGGCCCUCAAAGUUAAUGAAGCAACUUGCACCCACAUGAAGUGCACUUUUGGUGGGGUAUGGAAUGGUGGUGGUGGUGAUGGUCAAAAGAAUCUAUUUGUGGCCUCUUUCUUUUUUGAUCGGGCUGCUGAGGCUGGUUUUGUUGAUCAACAUAGCCAUGUCGCCGAAGUGCGCCCAGUAGAUUUCCAGGAGGCUGCUCAACGUGCUUGUCAAAUGACAAUUGAGGAUGCCAAAUCUGCCUAUCCUGAUGUGGAGGCCAGCAACCUACCAUACUUGUGCAUGGAUCUUGUGUAUCAGUACACUUUACUAGUAGAUGGCUUUGAUCUGCAACCUAAGCAACAGAUUACACUCGUGAAAAAGGUUGAGUACCAGAAUUCUUUGGUUGAAGCUGCUUGGCCGUUGGGCAGUGCAAUUGAAGCAGUGUCAGCAGCCAGCUAACUACUACUAUACAUUAUAAAUUGUAUCAUGUAUGAAGCUGGUGAACCGUGGGUUCUGCCAGGUCAGCGGGUUGGUAAAUUCUCUGAGGUUCUUCAAAAAAUAUUCUUUUACACCAACAGUAGCUAUUAUUUUGAGUUUCUGACUCUUGGUAUAAGACUGAAACCUAUUUUUGGUUAAAUUUUAAUUUGAAGCAUAGUAAAACAAAAGCAGGAUUCUUUUGUAUUUGUAUCUGGUUAAUAUUGUAUUGCAAAUUCUCUUUUUUUCCGUUUAAAA